Messenger RNA from Fraxinus pennsylvanica, 759 nucleotides. Lineage: Eukaryota; Viridiplantae; Streptophyta; Magnoliopsida; Lamiales; Oleaceae. The record is from the annotation of a GenBank genome assembly.
AUGGCACCACUCAAGACCUCAGCUAGCUCGUCUAGCUGCAACUUGGUCUCAACCCACAAGUAUGAUAUUGCUGCAGCUAAUGGGGAUUUAGAGAUCGUAAAAGAGCUCCUGAAAUUAGGUGAUAGUUUGUGUCUGGUCAAGGGAAAGGAUGGAAGAAUUCCCCUACACUAUGUAGCGAUCAAAGGCAGAAUACAAGUCAUUAAAGAACUGAUUUCAGCCAGUGAAGAUAGCAUAAGAGAAGUGACGGCACGUGGUGAAACUUCUCUCCAUCUGGCUGUGAAAAACAAUCAAUUCGAAGCCUUUAAGAGCCUGGCAGUGUACCUGAAGACCUAUGAUAAAGAGGAUAUAUUGAAUGAGAAGGAUGCACAAGGGAACUCCAUCUUGCAUCUUGCAGUCUCCAGAAAGCAAUACGAGGUUGUUGAGUUGGUGCUGGAUGAAAAUUUUGUUAACAAGGGAAAGUUGGAGCUGAAUUCCUUAAACAAAAGGGGUCUUGCACCAAUUGAUGCAUUACUAUCAGAAGGGGGUGGUUGUGAAAUUGAACAAAUGCGUAGUCUAGCUGGGGCUUCAGGAGUUGAAGACAUGCACCUAGACCAACAGGCUAUGCAAACAGAAAACAGGACUAUUGCCACUCAGGAUGCAUCAGCACAUGGAUUGAGGGGAGAGAGGCCUCCAAAGCCCUCUAAAAAAUUGCAGGAAUACUUCAAAUAUGAUGAAAGGAUCAAUGAUCUCAGACAAUAUUUUAUUCUCAUUAAGAGUUGA